Molecule: messenger RNA, 1563 nt
Organism: Podarcis raffonei (Aeolian wall lizard)
Lineage: Eukaryota; Metazoa; Chordata; Lepidosauria; Squamata; Lacertidae
Product: zinc finger protein 658B-like
Exons: 3
Coding region: 1-1563 (520 amino acids)
Source: RefSeq, a predicted model, not a curated record
AUGAACCAGAGAAAGAGAGUUAAAUGUGGGGAGUGUGGGAAGAACUUCAGUCAGAGGGGACACUUAAAUUUACAUCAAAGGACUCACACAGGGGAGAAACCAUUUAAAUGUAUGGAGUGCGGAAAGAGCUUCAGUCAGAAUGGACACCUUAAAAUACACCAACGGACUCACACGGGUAAAAAACCAUAUGAAUGUAUGGAGUGUGGAAAAAGCUUCCAUUUCAAUGCAUCCCUUAGAACACACCAACGGACUCACACAGGGGAAAAACCAUUUAAAUGUAUGGAGUGCGGAAAGAGCUUCAGUCAGAAUGGAAGCCUUAGAAGACACCAACGGACUCACACAGGGGAGAAACCAUAUAAAUGUAUGGAGUGUGGAAAGAGCUUUUGUGAUGAUGCACACCUUAGAAGGCAUCAACAGACUCACACAGGGGAGAAAACAUUUAAAUGUAUGGAGUGUGGAAAGAGCUUUCAUUAUAUUGGAAACCUUAGAACACAUCAACGGACUCACACAGGGGAGAAACCAUUUGAAUGUAUUGAGUGUGGAAAGAGCUUUAGUGAAGAUGGAACCCUUAGAAGACAUCAACGUAUUCACACAGACGAAAAACCAUUUAAAUGCAUGGAGUGCGGAAAGAGGUUUCGUGAUAAUUCAACCCUUAGAAGACAUCAACGUACUCACACAGACGAAAAACCAUUUAAAUGCAUGGAGUGCGGAAAUAGCUUUCGUGAUAAUACAACCCUUAGAUCACAUCAACGGACUCACACAGGGGAGAAACCAUUUAAAUGUAUGGAGUGCGGAAAGAACUUCAGUCAGAAUGGACACCUUAAAAUACACCAACGGACUCACACGGGUAAAAAACCAUAUGAAUGUAUGGAGUGUGGAAAAAGCUUCCAUUUCAAUGCAGAACUUAGAAGACACCAACGGACUCACACAGGGGAAAAACCAUUUAAAUGUAUGGAGUGCGGAAAGAGCUUCAGUCAGAAUGGACACCUUAGAACACACCAACGGACUCACACGGGUGAAAAACCAUAUGAAUGUAUGGAGUGUGGAAAAAGCUUCCAUUUCAAUGCAUCCCUUAGAACACACCAACGGACUCACACAGGGGGAAAACCAUAUAAAUGUAUGGAGUGUGGAAAGAGCUUCAGUCAGAGUGGAAACCUCAAUAGACAUCAACAGACUCACACAGGGGAGAAACCAUAUAAGUGUAUGGAGUGUGGAAAGAGCUUUUGUGAUGAUGCAUACCUUAGAAGGCAUCAACAGACUCACACAGGGGAGAAACCAUUUGAAUGUAUUGAGUGUGGAAAGAGCUUUAGUGAAGAUGGAACCCUUAGAAGACAUCAACGUAUUCACACAGACGAAAAACCAUUUAAAUGCAUGGAGUGCGGAAAUAGCUUUCGUGAUAAUUCAACCCUUAGAAGACAUCAACGUACUCACACAGACGAAAAACCAUUUAAAUGCAUGGAGUGCGGAAAUAGCUUUCGUGAUAAUACAACCCUUAGAUCACAUCAACGUAUUCACACAGAUGAGAAACCAUUUAAAUGUAUGGAGCAGUGUCAGAAUGACUGA